Molecule: messenger RNA, 594 nt
Organism: Cladophialophora yegresii CBS 114405
Lineage: Eukaryota; Fungi; Ascomycota; Eurotiomycetes; Chaetothyriales; Herpotrichiellaceae
Exons: 1
Coding region: 1-594 (197 amino acids)
Biological process (GO): ribosomal large subunit biogenesis; intracellular mRNA localization
Cellular component (GO): nucleolus; preribosome, large subunit precursor
Molecular function (GO): mRNA binding
Source: RefSeq, a predicted model, not a curated record
AUGGCGCCCAUGAAGACCGCCACCAAGAAGAACCCCAAAGCCCGCAAGUCCACCACGGCAGGCCCCUCAAAAUCCAAGUCCAAGGUCACGAAACGGCCACCGCCAAAACAAAUCAAGACCAAGCCCGGCGUGCAUUCGGGCGCCGCUUCCUCGUCGGGCAAACCCUCGAAGCGCAAAGAAAAGACCUACUCGGCCAAAGACCUCGACCUCCCCGCCCUGAACAUGAUAACCCCCGUCACCGCGCCCGAGAAUCCCACGAAUCUGGCCCGUCGCGGCGGGACUGGCAAGAAGAAGAAUAAAAUCUACAUCGACGACGAGAAAUCGAUGAGGACGAUCUUGGCGAUGGUGACGGCCGAGAAGGAAGGGCAGAUUGAGAGUAAACUGGUGAGGGCGCGGCAGUUGGAGGAGGUUCGGGAGGCGAGACGGGCGGAGAUGGAGAGGCGGAAGGAGGGCAAGAAGGAGGAGCUGGAGGGGGUCAAGAAGGAGUUGAAGAAAGGCAAGAAGCGGAGAGAUGGGAAUGCUGGUGAUGCUGAGGUGGCCAAAAGUGAGAAAGAGGGCGUAAAGAAGAACAAGAAGAGGGUUUCGUUUGCUUGA